AGGAGUAACGAACCCUACCGCUAGACAUGGCGCUGUGGCCGCUGCUGCUCCUCACCCUGGGUGUGUGGCUGCUACUCCGCAAAUGGAAGCUUCUCAAAGUGGGCAUCAGCUUGCCCGGACCCUGGGCUUUUCCACUCCUGGGAAAUGCCCAAAUGGUGGGCAAACUAAAGCCGGAAUUCAUUUUUCUGGUUUUUACAGAGCUCAGGGAUCGCUUUGGGUCUACUUAUCGCCUCUGGCUGGGUCCCCAGUUGUGGGUGUUUUUACACUCGGCAGAGGAAACGCGUCAGGCUUUGCAUGAUCCCACGCUGCUCAAAGCUGAGACGUUUCUUCAACUGGAGCCGCUCAUAGGGAAUGGAUUGCUAAUCAGUCAUGGUGCCCAUUGGACCAGGCAACGUCGCCUCCUGACACCUGCCUUUCAGCCGCAAUUGUUAAGAUAUUUUGCCAAGGAUAUAGGCAAGCAUGUGGAUCGCUUGGUCAGUCGACUGGAGUCCACCAAAGGAGCCUGUUUGGAGGUGACGGAUCCCCUUUUUGCCUGCCUUCUGGAUGCUAUAGUGGAUACCUCCAUGGGCGCCCAGUUGGACACUCAGCUGAUGGAUCACUCACCCGCUAUCCAAGCUUUCCAUCUUAGCAGCAAGCUGCUGUUCAAGCGCAUGAUCAAUCCCCUGCUGUCCUCCGAUUGGAUCUUCCAGCGCACUCAACUCUGGCGGGAUCUCAGCGAGCAGCUGCAGGUGAUUCACAGCCUAAUGGAUCAGGUGAUUGAGCAGCGGGCCAAGAAGUUGGAGGAGCAGCAGAAAGAGCCUUCUGGCAAGUUGCAUCAUAAUCUCCUAGAUACACUGCUUCUGGCCAGAUUUGAAGAUCAACCGUUGAGCAGAAAGGAAAUUCGCGAUGAAAUCAACACUUUUGUGUUUGCAGGUGUGGACACUACGACGGCGGCCAUGUCAUUUGUCCUGUACGCUUUGGCCAAAUAUCCCGAGACCCAGUCACGCCUUCGGGAGGAACUCAAGCUGCACCAGUUGCCAAAGGAUGCUGACCUGGACUCGCUCAAUGAGCUGCCCUACCUGGAGGCUUUGAUCAAGGAGGUACUCCGCAUGUAUACCAUUGUGCCCACCACGGGACGCCAGACAACACGAACCACCGUCAUCGGUGGCAGGACAUAUUGUGCUGGGAUCACGCUCUGGAUCAAUAUGUAUGGACUGGCGCAUGAUUCACUCUACUAUCCGGAUCCGUAUGCCUUCAAGCCAGAGCGUUGGCUGGCGAGUGAGGGGGUUAAUCCACCGCCUGCCUUUAGUUACAUUCCCUUUUCUGGGGGACCGCACGUGUGCAUUGGUCGUAGGUACUCUCUGCUGCUGAUGAAACUGCUCACCGCCCGCCUGGUAAACGAGUUUGAUUUGCGGCUGAGCCCGGAAAAUGCGCCCCUCAAGCUGCAGGCCCAAAUGGUGCUGAAAGCUCGCGACGGCAUCAAUUUGUCUUUUGUGAAACGAUAAAGUCCGUUCAGGCCGGGCAAGGCAAGCCAUUUAUUGCAAUAUUGACUAGAAUAAUUAGAAUUUGCUUUUUUUUUUUGUAAUAUUUUUGAAUUUCAACAAUUUUUGAAAAAUUCAAAAUGGGCAGCAUUGAUCCAACGGUUAAAAUUGGCAUCAUUGACGAGCCUUUGUCCGAUUGUCCGAUUUCUUUUUUAUCCUAGGCGCAAACCCUUCAGUUUUUUUUUUUAUAAGCUUGAAAAUGGAAAUACAUCUUUUAGAAAUAUAUCUGCAA
Messenger RNA from Drosophila kikkawai, 1752 nucleotides. RefSeq names its product Cytochrome P450 311a1 (gene Cyp311a1). Lineage: Eukaryota; Metazoa; Arthropoda; Insecta; Diptera; Drosophilidae. Gene Ontology annotation, molecular function: iron ion binding; monooxygenase activity; heme binding. The record is from RefSeq and is a predicted model, not a curated record.